Peniophora sp. CBMAI 1063 is the source of this 1665-nucleotide messenger RNA. The record is from the annotation of a GenBank genome assembly. Lineage: Eukaryota; Fungi; Basidiomycota; Agaricomycetes; Russulales; Peniophoraceae.
AUGUCGGCCACAGAACGUACGCCGCUGCUGCAAGACGGUGCACCUGAUGCAUCUGGCUCGACUACCCGUGCACCCAGUAUCAUAGAAGCUGCCCCCAAAAGAGCCUCACCGUCCGAAGUCGAGGAGGGUGAGGCGCAAGCCCCUCAUACGGAGCCUUCUGUGAAACCCUUCCGCGAACUGCUGCUCACUGUAGCACCGAUGGCUUUGGGCACAUUUUUGGCCUCAAUGGACGGCACAAUCGUUCUCUCAUCCUAUGCCAGCAUCGGUGACGAACUCAACGAGCUUCAGCGUACUAGCUGGGUAUCAACCGGAUAUAUGUUAACGCUCGCCAGCUUCCAGCCGCUCUACGGCAAGAUGAGCGACAUCUUCGGCCGAAAGCCGUGCUUGAUGUUCGCAUAUGUCAUAUUCUCGAUAGGAUGCCUGGCAUGCGGUUAUGCGAGGAACAUGACGGAGUUGAUAGCUGCGAGGGCGUUUGCUGGUAUCGGAGGUGGAGGCAUGCAGACCCUCGUUUCGAUCAUUAUGAGCGAUCUUGUACCUCUCCGGUCCCGGGGUACUUGGCAAGGCAUACUCAACUUGGUCUGGGCUACAGGCAUGGCCGUGGGUGCACCACUAGGCGGAGUCCUUGCCGACAGUAUUGGGUGGCGAUGGUCUUUCAUCGCGCAGGCACCAUUAGCAAUCGUGGCGUUGAUACUGGUCGGUUAUGCUCUCAGACUUCCUCAACCUGAAGCCGCCCAUUGGAAGGAUCGCCUGAAACGCAUCGACUUCGGAGGCGCUUUCACUUUGGUCAUAGCCUUGUGCGCUCUUCUACUCGCAAUGGAUAGGGGAGGCAACGUUGCGUGGGACGACACCAUUACUGUGGUCGCGCUCAUCAUUUUCGGCCUUUUCUUCUCAACAUUCGUCCUCGUCGAGAUGAGGCUCGCCAAGGAGCCUUUUGCGCCAAAACGCAUCGUCGCGAAUCACACUCUAGCCGCAGCGUAUCUUUGCAAUUUCUUCUGCGUCGCGGGAGGCGUUUGCUUGAUCUUUUAUGUAUCCCUCUACGUUCAGGCUGUGUUGCAUAGAAGUGCGGCCGAAGCAGGUUCUGCUCUCAUUCCUGGUAUCAUCGCAGGUGUCAUUGGUUCGCUUGCUGGCGGCUACAUCAUGCAAGUGACGGGGAGAUACUGGGUGUUAACCGUACUUUCCUACGCUCUGAUGCUAGGAGGCCAGAUUCUCGUCUCCCUCAGCACUGGUAUCAUUGGCCACUCCUUCGUCGGGCUGGAAAUAGGGCUCUUCAUCAUGUCACUCGGCAACGGCUCUGGGAUAACUACGACCUUAAUUGCGCUCAUCCAUCAGGCCGGCGCCACGGACCAAGCAAUUGCGACCGCAGUGUCGUAUCUCUUCCGCUCUCUAGGCUCUGUCUUGGGAAUCUCCGUAGGCUCCACGAUCUUCCAGGAACGCCUGCGCCAUCUCUUGAAGAGUGGUCUGACGGACGGUAACGUCGAUGAGAUCGUUCGCCGUGUCCGGGAGACUCUCGCAUACAUCGACGAGCUCCCAGCGGACACACGUGAGAUUGUGUUCGCCUCUUACGCCGGAGCGGUAGAAACAGUCUUCACGUUCUGUACGGUCCUGGCCGUAUGCGCGGUGAUAUGCUCUUUCUUCAUCAAGGAGAAGCACCUAGAUCACAAGUAA